AUGAAUCCUCAAGCACCCAUUUUAUAUGGGUUACCAAAAAUACAUAAAGAACAUGCUCCUAUUCGUCCAGUUGUCUCAUAUAUUGGUGCACCAGCUUAUUUCCUUGCUAAAAAAUUAAACUUCCUCCUUCGACAGAAAUCUGGAUUCAACCCCACUUACAGCCUAAAAAAUGGCUUAGAUCUCAUUUACAAAAUAAAAGAUAUUCGUAUUCCUCCUAAAUCCAUAUUGUUAUCUUUAGACGUUGAUAGUCUUUUCACAAACGUCCCAUCCCCGGACUGUUUGCAUAUACUCGCAGAUCUCUUUCAUAAACGUCGUCUACAUCCCGGGGAAACAAAUGAUCUUCUUAACUUAACCUCUCUCUGUAUGAAACAAAACUAUUUCCGGUUUGAUAACCGUUUCUAUCUACAAAAAGAAGGGUUAGCUAUUGGGUCCCCUCUAAGUCCCCUUAUGGUGGACAUUUUCAUAGAUAAUUUCGAAAAACAACAUAUAGUUGUCAUACAAAAUAUCUUAUAUUACUAUCGAUAUGUAGACGACAUAAUUAUUUGCUGGACUGGCACAAGGAGACAACUGGAUGUUUUCCUCAAUAAAAUAAAUAGAGUCCAUGACAAAUUUAAAUUUAAACUUGAAUUGGAACAAGAUUGUUCCCUUAAUUUUCUCGACUUAACAAUAACAAGAAAAGAAUCGUCACAUGUUUUCCAAAUUUAUCGAAAACCAACUCACACCGACACGGUCAUCCCCGCGUUAUCGUAUCAUCCGUGGCAACAUAAAGUAGCCGCUUUUUAUUGUUACAUUAACCGUUUGUUCACUGUCCCAUUAAGUAAAGAAAAUUAUUUAAAAGAACUUAAUAUAAUUUAUCAAAUAGCGGUCUCUAACGGUUAUUCGAAAAAUCUCAUUAAAAAUUAA
Parnassius mnemosyne (clouded apollo) is the source of this 903-nucleotide messenger RNA. The record is from the annotation of a GenBank genome assembly. Lineage: Eukaryota; Metazoa; Arthropoda; Insecta; Lepidoptera; Papilionidae.